Hemiscyllium ocellatum (epaulette shark) is the source of this 3084-nucleotide messenger RNA. RefSeq names its product coiled-coil domain containing 146 (gene ccdc146). NCBI's taxonomy places the organism in Eukaryota, Metazoa, Chordata, Chondrichthyes, Orectolobiformes, Hemiscylliidae. Bases 1 to 2853 code for a protein of 950 amino acids. The record is from RefSeq and is a predicted model, not a curated record. The transcript is spliced from 18 exons. Gene Ontology annotation, cellular component: cytoskeleton.
AUGAGUGAAGAGGAAAAAAAAUCAGAAGAUGAUAUUGAUGAAGAUGAAGAAGAAACCAUCACAGCUGUAGCCCCAGCAGUAAUCCUUCAAGAGGAAGAACCUGCAGAUGUGACUACAAGUCCUGCUUUUCAGUGCCUGGAUGAAUUGUUUUCUGCUGGAAAAAUUGCAGGAACUCAAAUUGGUCAUUUGAAAUCCAAAUACAUUCUAUUGCAUGAAGCUUUACGAAGGACGCAGGAGUCUGAGGUCAAUUUAUUACAGGAUGCCAAGUUGUUUACUGCUGAAUUGGAGCGCCAAAGGCAAGAGUUGGAAAAAGCUGAUCAGUUUCCUGACAGCUACGAUACAGAGGUCAACAAACUAAGACAGCAGCUGCUUCAUUGUCAGAAUGAAUUGAACCAGACAGAAGAGCGUAUUUCUCGGCAGAAACACAGAACUGUAUAUUUGCAAGAAGAAUUGGAAAUGUUUAAAAAAGACUUUGAGAGACUACCGAAAGCUGCAGAUUUUGAAAGGAAGACAAAAGCAUUGAGAGAAGGUUGUAUUGAGCUAAGUCGAGAGAUUACACAUAGAAAACGUGAAAUCAAAACAACAAAAGAAGAGUUGGAAAGCAAAAUAGAAGAAGUGAAAAAUAUGCAACAAGAACUGGAAAAGAAGCAAGAGAAUGAAGAACACCUCAAACUUGAUCUGGUCCAAUUGCACACUGUUCCUGUUCAACUGGCCAAAGAUAUACAGAAGUUGAAUCGCAAAAGAAACAAUCUGGAGAAGACAAAAGCUGAAAUAGAUGCACAAUACAACGAACUUCUUGGUUCAGUACAACAAAUAGAAAAUAAAUGCAGAAUGGUCGAAGAUGAGAAAUUGGAGGUAAUGAAGGAGUUGGAUGAAAAAAGGGCUUUACUGGACAGUAAAGAGCAAGAACACAACCAGCUAGUUAAGACUGUUGAGUUGGGCAGAGAAAAUGAAUCUACGUUAAUGGGACAAAGAGCUUCCCUGGAUUUGCAUCUACGUUACAUCCAAACUGAAAAGAAAAUACUGUCUGAUACAGUGGUGGUGAAACAAAGAGAGAAGGAUCGAGAGCUGCGAAAGACAAAGAAAAAGGAAAAACAGCUGAAGUCAUCAAUGGAUGCACUGGCAUAUGCUGAAUUUAGCUAUGAAAAAAUUAAAGCACAGGUAGAAUCUUUUCCGAUUGGUGGAGCAUUUUUGGAAAGGAGGAAUGAAUUAGAAAAUGAGGUUAAAAGUUUAAAAAGAAAAGUAGCAGACCAGCUUUCUUUGACGGAGGUAGAGGUUAAUUUAUUGCGUAAACGGAUGCUUGAAGAAGAUAAUCUCAUCUCAGAACAAAGACGUGCACGUGAAGAGGUUAUAAAUCUAACCCGGCUUGCCCAGAUCAGGUCUGAUGAGAAAGAUCAGAAAGCAAGGGAUCUAAUGAAUAUGCAGCAUAAGCGUGAACGAACUAUAGAAGAGCUGAAAGAGGAGAAACUAACCUUACAGAAUUCUGAAAAGAAGCAUAGACAUAUGCUGGUUAGCCUAAAGAAUUUUGUCAAAGUAUACCAGACCAUCAAAAAUGAAAGAAAUAAAUAUGUUAAUCUCAUACAAAGUGCAGCACAGAUAUCUGCAGAAAUGCGAGAAAAGAUAAAAAUUCUACAGAACGAAAUGGAAAUUCUCAGGACUACUACACUGCUCAAAGAUAGCCAGCUUCAAAAAUACAAGUUAAAGCAUUCUAACAGCCAUGUCAUCAGAGAUAGCCUGCGGAGAGCAAUAUGCAAAAUCGACCAGGUUCUUCGAGAAUUGGGAGAAAAGAGAGAAGGCCAAAAGAUAAAAAUUGUUAAACUUAGUUCUCUGAUUAACCAGGCUGAAGAGGAAAUGAUACAGCUCCGCAAAAAAUACGAGAAUGUCGUUCAGGUUCGCAAUGAAAGGGGAAUACAUUUGAUUGAAAGAGAAGAGGAAGUUUGCAUUUUCUAUGAGAAACUAAGCAUUCAGGACUCAUUGAUUAGUAAUGGAGAUGUGGAAUUACACAGUAUGGAGGACGAAAUAAGAUUCUUGAAUAUUCUACUGAAAGAGGAAAACAGACAGAUUGAAAAAGUUCGCAAAGAUGUGCCAAGUAAACAUGAAAUGGAGUCAAAUUUGAUCACUUUACAGAAAGAGCUUGCACAAUAUCAGGACAAGGUCCAAAGUCUUGAGAAGACCUUAGUGGACCCCUCAUGUGAGAACAGAUCACGAUUACUGGGAGGAGAUGAUCCAUCAUUUGAAGAACUGAGUAAAAGAAUAGAAGAGAUGGACUUAAAACUAGUGAGAAAAGAGGAACAAUUAUUGGAAAAGGAUCUUAUCACUGAUCAGGUGACACGCCUUUCUGAACGAAUUAAUGCUAAAGCAAUAAAUGGUAAACAAGACACACUGACCUUAGCCAAAAAGGUGAAUGAAAUGCAAGGAAAGGUCAAAGAUGUUACACGAAAGAUGAUGGCCGUGGUUUCUGAGCUGUCCAUGCAACAGGCCAAUGCCAUGCAACUCCAACAGGAUGUCAGGGAUAAGCAGCAGUUUCUGGAAUCAUGUUGCCAACGGAUGGAGCAGGGAAUGGCACCCAGUGAAGAAUUUGAAUCUGACUGGCUAAAACUAGUGGAUAAAGAAAAUAGACACAAAAGAGAGAUGGAGAUGAAAAACAAGGAAACUGAAGAGGAAGAAAAGCAUUUAUUGCCCGGUGGAGUAUUUACAACAGCUGAGCCGAGGCCGAAUGCAUAUAUCCCAGAUGGUGAUUCUGGAUUACCUAUUCCACGACCUUAUGGAAAAAUGGUUCCAUUUAAACCCAGUGAGCCCAGUGCACACAUGCGACAUUAUAGAAAACCAGUCAUUAAGCCAAUUGAAAUAUAAUGAUAUGACAACUAUAUUCUAAAACAUUACCACAUUAUACUCCAGAAUUCACCCACAAAGGAGACAUUUUCUUUGGUGAUAAUAAGACAGCUAGAAGGAUAAAUUGUUUACAAAUUGUUACUUUUUAAAAGUUAUAGAUCUUGAUUUGUUAAUGUAUAACUUUCGUUUAACAGUUUUAUUUUGACAGAUUUACAUAUGCAGACCAGUUUGUAUUGACUAAACUCUGACACC